Messenger RNA from Durusdinium trenchii, 1238 nucleotides. Lineage: Eukaryota; Dinophyceae; Suessiales; Symbiodiniaceae. The record is from the annotation of a GenBank genome assembly.
UUUGGUUUUUCCUUCACAGUUUUUGUUCACAGCUUGCUUUGUGGUCAUGUCCAUCAUGACCCCUUUUGCGGCUUUGGCCAUCCUUGUUGGCUUUGUGUUGCUUUGCUUGCUUCGACGCGUGCGGAGGAAACAUGAUGCCUUGCCAUCUUCUCAGCCUGUUUUUCAAGGAGAGGAGGAGAUGGAAGAGCUGCCCGAGAGUGUUAUCAAAUCCUUCACAUUUUGGGCCGGCGGUCUUGCUGGUGUGGUGUCUGCUGCUGCCACCCACCAGCUGGACGUAGCAAAGACGCUGCGGCAUGUGGGCAAAUCAAUGCCCGAGAAGUUCUCGGAUUACUUUGUUGGAAUGGCCAUGGGCUCCUUUGCUCAAGGCUUCCGUUUUGCUGUCACCUUGAUUCUCAACAUGACUUUGCAGAAACGCCUGGACAAGUGGCAAAAAGAUGCAGAGAGAAGAGCCGGACGAUGUAGCUGGCUGAUUUCGUUUUCCAUCAGCAUGCUGGCAGCUGGGAUUGGCGAGUUCCUGGCCAAUCCUCCAGUUGUGAUUAAGAACUACCAGAUUUCGAACAAUGUGGACAUUUGUACAGCCUGCGAAGAACUGUGGGACGAUGGAGGGCAGCCGCGAUUCUUUAACGGAGUUGGCAUGGGUGUGCUGCGGAAAUCCCUUGCCAAUGGGGUAGUCUUGCAGACGAUCGGCCCCACCAAAGCCAUCCUUGGCGUUGCAUUUCCCCAGUUGCAGACGAACAAGGUGAUGCUGAGCUUUUGUGCUGGCAGCUUGACCGGAAGCUUCGCAGAAGUCAUCACCAAUCCACCGGACCAGGUGAAGACGAUGACGCAAGCGGGUGUGCCUUUCUUUGAAGCGGUCAGCCUGGCUAUGAGACACCCCUUCCGGGGUGCCGGUUUUGCCGGCUUGCGAAAGGGCAUCAUCCGUGGCAUCAACUGGGGUGGGCUGACAUUCUUCAUGGCUGUCUUUGAGUUGGCUUAUCGAAGAUAUGGCAUUGUAAAGGGCCGGAGGCGCAGUGUCUCCAAAGAAGCGCUGGAAACCCACACAGAGUUUGCCCGAGCUGUGAGUGCACAAGCUGAGAGCUGACAGAUGCUGACAGCCAUGGUUUGUUUGAAUGGCCUUUUGAAUUGCUGCGCGCAACUUGCGAAGUUUUUACUGGGUUGAAGCGCCUCGACGACUCGACUCCUAUAGCUGGGGAAUGCUGGGGAUUUGUGGGUGGCCAGUUCUUGAGAGUGUAGCUGCC